GGGAGAGAAGAGGAAGGAGGCUCCGGGAGCAAGCGAGACAAAAAGGGUCAGGCCUGGGACUUGGGAAAAUCGGGAGCGCGGAGAGAAGAAGGAUCAUCUCUCACUUCUUUCUUUUUUUUAUUCCUUUGAGUUUAUCCUCACCUGAAACUUCCCCCCUCAUCUACAUCAGCCCAUCAUCAGACAUUACCCAUACUCCCAUAAGACUCUUCAACGAUGCCGUCCAACACUGUCACCAACACCAACACCACUGCAUUCAAAGGCUCAGACUUCACCGACUCACCUGGAAACAGAAUGGGUGAGAGCACAAUACUGGACAUGGACCUGAGGACAGAGGAGAAGUUGGCUAAAAAUAGUGCCUCUUGUAAAGUUGGCAAGCCUGGAAGAAAGCGCAAGCAGUUUCCAGUCGAGAGCUUUGGCUCCCUCAAAGAUGGUGUGGGUGUGGGCAACAGCUACACUGGGGUGGGUAGGCCGUCCAUGGCACAGGUCCACAAUGGAGACGUGGGCGGGCACAGAGACAGGACGUCCGACGCCUGUUUUCCCAAACAGGAGAAGAGGGAGGUGGAGAACGGGAUCCCCAGAGACCCUUCCUCCUGCCGGGCAGAGGACAGCUCCCAUGGUCAGAUCCUGAGCCCUUCCCAGGAGAACGGAUUCCUGCCCAGCCGGGAAGAGCAGGACUCGGAGAAAGACAAGGACGACAGCCUGACAACACCGCGCAAGAAAAGAGGGAGGCGGAAACUGGAGCGCCCAACGAAAUAUGUGGAGCACAAGGAGGAGGAUGGGGGUGAUGCAGUCAAGACCGAGGGAGGUCGAGGCAGGCUGCGAGGGGGAGUUGGUUGGGAGAUCAGCCUUCGUCAGAGGCCCAUGCCCAGAAUAACCUUCCAGGCUGGUGACCCUUAUUACAUUAGCAAGCGGACCAGAGAGGAGUGGCUGGCCAAGUGGAAGAUGGAGGCAGAGAAAAAGGCCAAACUGAUGUCAGCGAUGAACGCGAUGAAGGAUCACGAGGAGAAUGAAACAGAGACCCAGAAAGAAGAGGUCUCAAUAAUAAAGCACCCGCAGCCUUCAAAGCAGCAGCAGCCGCAGCUGCAGCAGCCUCAGUCGCACACCCAGUGUCAGUCUCAGCCUCAGUAUCAACAGCAAUCACAGCCGUCGCUGCAAUCACAGCAACAGCAACAGCUACAACAACAGCAGCAACAUCAGCAGCCGCCUCAGCAGCAGCAGCAGCAGCAGCCUACUGACCCAGCUUCGCCCACUGUGGCCACGACCCCCGAGCCUGUCGCCAUCGUAGGUGGAGACAAGGCGUGCCCCAAGUCUGCAGACACUGAGCCCGAGUAUGAGGACGGUCGUGGUUUUGGCAUUGGUGAGCUGGUUUGGGGGAAGCUGCGAGGGUUCUCGUGGUGGCCAGGCCGCAUCGUAUCCUGGUGGAUGACGGGACGGAGCAGAGCUGCUGAGGGAACCAGAUGGGUCAUGUGGUUCGGAGAUGGAAAAUUCUCAGUGGUCUGUGUAGAGAAACUCAUGCCUUUAAGUUCCUUUAACAAUGCCUUUCACCAACCAACUUACAACAAGCAGCCCAUGUACAAGAAAGCCAUCUAUGAAGUGCUACAGGUGGCUAGCAGCCGGGCAGGCAAAGCCUUCAUGGCCUGCCCUGACAGUGAUGAGACAGAAACCUCCAAAUCAGUGGAAAUGCUGAACAAGCAGAUGAUUGACUGGGCUAUGACAGGAUUUCAACCCACUGGACCCAAGGCCUUAGAGCCACCAGAGGAGGAGCGUAACCCAUACAAAGAGGUUUACCCUGAGAUGUGGGUGGAGCCAGAAGCAGCAGCCUACACGCCUCCUCCAGCCAAAAAGCCUCGCAAAAGCACAGCAGAGAAACCCAAGGUCAAGGACAUCAUUGAUGAGAGGACACGGGAGCGGCUCGUUUAUGAAGUGAGACAAAAGUGCCGCAGCAUAGAGGACAUCUGUAUCUCCUGUGGAAGUCUGAAUGUUAGCCGUGAGCACCCGCUGUUUGCUGGAGGAAUGUGCCAGAGCUGUAAGAACUGCUUCCUAGAAUGUGCAUAUCAAUAUGACGACGACGGUUACCAGUCAUACUGCACUAUCUGCUGCGGAGGACGAGAGGUGCUCAUGUGCGGAAACAACAACUGUUGUCGGUGUUUCUGUGUGGAGUGCGUCGACCUCCUCGUUGGUCAAGGCGCCGCCCACGCUGCCAUCAAAGAGGACCCGUGGAACUGCUACAUGUGCGGUCAGAAGGGCGUGUUUGGUCUGUUGGAGCGUCGCACUGACUGGCCCAGCCGUCUCCAGCACUUCUUUGCAAAUAAUCACGACCAAGAUUUUGAUGCACCAAAGCUUUACCCCCCAGUCAUGGUGGAGAAGAGGAAGCCCAUUCGUGUCCUGUCGCUAUUUGACGGCAUAGCAACAGGGCUGCUGGUGCUGAAAGAACUUGGCAUCCAGGUAGAUCGCUACAUAGCCUCUGAAGUGUGUGAAGACUCCAUCACUGUGGGCAUUGUCCGGCAUCAGGGUCGCAUCAUGUAUGUUGGCGAUGUGAGGAACGUCACACGCAAACUUAUACACGAGUGGGGUCCUUUUGACCUAGUUAUUGGUGGAAGCCCAUGCAAUGACCUCUCUAUAGUCAAUCCUGCGAGGAAAGGUCUUUACGAGGGCACCGGCCGCCUGUUCUUCGAGUUUUACAGGCUGCUCCACGAGGCUCGGCCGAAGGAGGGGGACGACCGGCCUUUCUUCUGGCUCUUUGAAAACGUGGUUGCCAUGGGUGUCAGCGAUAAGAGGGACAUCUCUCGCUUUUUAGAGUGUAACCCGGUGAUGAUCGAUGCCAAGGAGGUGUCUGCUGCCCACCGUGCCCGCUACUUCUGGGGUAACCUUCCUGGCAUGAACAGGUUGGUGGGUGAAUGGCCUUUGACUGCGAUGUGCACUGACAGACUGGACCUCCAGGGCUGUUUAGAACACGGCAGGACAGCUAAGUUUGACAAGGUGAGGACCAUCACCACCAGGUCUAAUUCCAUCAAGCAGGGCAAGGACCAGCACUUCCCCGUCUACAUGAACGAGAAGGAGGACAUCCUCUGGUGCACUGAGAUGGAGAGGGUCUUUGGUUUUCCAGUCCACUAUACGGACGUGUCCAACAUGAGCCGACUGGCGAGGCAGAGGCUCCUGGGCAGAUCAUGGAGCGUCCCGGUUAUCCGCCACCUGUUUGCACCACUCAAAGAUUACUUUGCCUGUGUUUGAGCAGCAAGAAAAACUCGCUCUGAACCAUUUAGAACUACAACUGUAUGUUGUUACUAGAAAUAAGAGCCUUGAUCCUCAAAUUAUACUCUGGUAUAAUUUGCAAGCAAAACAUUGACGUAGAUUUCACAUUAUUUCUUGUAUUUGAAUUGUAAUUCUUAUUCUAUUUAAUUUUGAUAUGUCAUUUUACCUUUUAGCAGUGUUAUCAAGUAUUGUUGAUUUUUUUGUGCAAGCUAUACUUGAGACUAUGCUUUCUUCUCAAGACACUGAGACAGAAAAGUGCUACAUAUGUAUUUUAAAAGAGAUGGUAAUGCGAUGGGAAACAUCAGAAAGAGAGAAAGUGGUUUUGAGAUAUGUGAAAUGUUUCUGCUGUGUGAGCGUACUGCGAGAUUCCCACCUGCAGUGCAGCCAUGCUUCCAGCUACUGAGCCUCACAGAGAUGUGAAGAGAAAGGCUAUUUUCUUCAGUGUCAGGAGAGCUGUGUCUCUGAGAAUCCAAAACACCAGAUCACAUAUACCUCUUUGUUUACAGUUUCUAUACACAACUGAAGGUAAUAAAAGGUACUACUGUAAUAUGGUUACAAUACCAUGGUGCUCCAAAAUGAUGAGAAACAUCAUAGCCCAUGUGGCACUACAACUUUAGACAAUACGGAGCUAUUUAACCUGUUGCUGGAAAAAACUUGUUUAAUGUUUUUACAUUUAAUGAAAAAAAAAAUCUGUGCCGUUUUUGUUCACUUCAAAAGGAAACAUGGGAGUGACAGACAGUAGACUGCAAAAUGGAGCAUGUCCUCUUUUCUGCAUUUUACAGCUUUUAUACAGUUUUUACUGGUGCUCAUUUAAUCUCUCAGCCUUGCUGCGCUCAGGCUCACUGCCUGAACCUGCACAAACAGAAAAUGAAGCUAGCCACAUGGGAAAUGAUGUUUUCUGUCAUUCAAAAAAAACCUUGAGAUCAAAGUCUGUGGUGAGCUACUUUUUUCUAGUUUCAUCCUGACCAAUGACAUUACUGUACAACUGUUAGUAAGCGUGGUGGCUGGAGGAAGGGGUAGGGGUGACCAGCCUGGGUAACGAAAGUUACGAAUGUAACUACGGUUCUAUGAAUCCUAGAGGACCGCCAGAGGCGGUACUUUAAGCACUGGAUUCUCCGUCUGGUUGAGUAGACUGGUUGAGGUGUAAGUGUGACAGCACCUUAGGUAGAAACACUGCCUAUGGCCACAAAGUGACACCUGAACCAUCUGGAUUCCACCAAAGACAGACAGAGUGUGCAGUUCACUGAUGCGCUUGGCUGACGUAAUGGCAAGGAGCAACACCGUCUUAAUAGAUUCCCACCUCAGCUCCACCUGUGCCAGGGGCUCAAAAGGAGGUUAGCAUAGAGCGUCCAACACUAGGGGCAGGUCCCAGACUGGAGCUCUUGGGGUGCUUAAGGGACACACCCUCCGAGCCCCCCACUGUGUUAUUGUUGACUCGAGCAUGCCAACGUGACAUAGCAGACACAUAUACCCUCCAGAAUGAUAGGUACAGUGCAUUGCACAGGGUCCUUGCCCCGGCGUACACACCAGCGUGAAAAGAGUUUCAACCUGUUAUCAUACUGUAAUCACAUGGGUGGUGCUCUGGCGCCAUCAAUAGUCUUCCUGCCUCCAUGCAACUUCCUCCAUGCAACUGCUUCAUAGCGGCUUAGGCCCUCCAGGGGACAAACGCACAACUGGGAUAGGAGAUCCUUCCAUUCAGGGAGGCACCACAGUGAACCACGGCAGAGCCUGCGCUGACCCAGUGGACUGGUCUUCUCCAUCAAGGAGAACCAAAGGGGGCAGUGGAUCGAUGCCUCUGAUGCAAAGAGAUCCAUUUCUGCCCUUCCCAAAAGACCCCAGAUGGUGUGCACCACCUCUGGAUAGAGUCACCACUCCCCCAUUGGGGGCUUGUGACGGGAGAGGAAGUCUGUAGCCUGGUUCCUCUCCCCCAGCAAAUACAUCGCCUGCGAGCUGGUCAGCCGCGGGGCUGCCCGUGUCAGCAGGUCCCGGGAUGCCCUCAGUAACUGUGCUGAUUUGGUGCCCCCCUGGUGGUUGAUGUAGUACAUGGUCGAAGUGUUGUCUGACCAAACAAAUACAUGCUUCCCCCUCAGGUAUGGCAGGAAGUGUUUGAGAGCCAUAUGCAUCGCCCAUAGUUCUAGCACAUUGAUAUGCUCUGUACAGUCCUGUACAGACCGUUGCCCCUGUACCAUCCUGUUCUGCCACAUUCCGCCUUAAACACAAGAGGCUGGCAUUGGUUGUGACGUUUUUUCUGCAAGAUGGGACGGAGCCCAUCGGGACACCCCUUUCCAUGUAAGACUUCUCCUUCCAUGGGGUCAGAGCGAGGAGGCACUGCCAUAACACUCUGAGCCUUCUGUGUUUGUGCUAUUUGGUAUCCAAGUGGAGCCUGUUCAGCCAUUUUUGCAGGCUCAGAAACAGUAAGCUCAAGGGAACAACGGUUGAGGCUGCUGUCAGUUUGCCCAAGAGGCGCAGGAAGUCGAUAUACGGCAACAACUUGCCCUUGUGGAAGAGGGGAAGGAGCCGUAGAAUGUUGUCCACACAGUAAGGGGAUGGACAGGCCCUCAUAGUGAUUAUGAUCAGAGCCACACCAAUGAAAAAUGUGCUCUGAGAGGGAGUCAGUGAGCUCUUCUUGAAAUUUACUGUGAGACAGAGAUGGAGAGACUGAAUGGAAGCACCUGUAAUUGAAAAGCGGCCUUGGAAGGCAAAACGUAAAAACUGCCUGUGCUGAGGCGCAAUGGGGACAUGAAAGUAUGAGUCCUUCAAGUCGGUGGACCACAGUAGUGAACCUGUGAAGCUUAAAGAUGAAAAGGAACAGAUUCCCUGAUGACACCGGAAGAUAUACCCUCAACCUGCUACUCAACCUGCGCAUACGCGAGACAAAAGACCCAGUGCUUAAAGCCCCGCCUCUGGCGGUCAGGAAGGAUGAAUUAGAACUCUCCUCCUCGACUUCCACCUCUCUAAACUGAAAAACUGUCAGGUGCAAAUCCUCAACAAUAUGGUGCGGCUUCACAAAGUUCUUCUACCUUUUUAUAGCAAUUUUGUGCUGUUUUAUCAACAUUAUAAAGCACUUUUAUAUGUAUACUUUCUUUUUUCUUGAUAUUUUUUUAAAAGAAUAUUGGUUCUUGUGAAUUGUUUUUUGUUUUGUUUUAUGAUGUGAACUGAUCUACCCUCGUGUAAUACUUUUUGUAUACAGUAGGGCUGUGCCAAUAGAAGUGAAAGAAUGGAUUUUAAUGUGUGAAACCCAUGUUAUUUGUGUACAGUAGAUGGAUCGGCAUUUGUAACCCCAAACCCCUUUCCCUUUCUUCCAUCAUCCAUAUUGUUUUACUGUUUUAAAGCAGCGAUACAGUAUGUUACUACCCAGAUUCAAAGAAUGUCUACUUCUAUUAAGAUUGUAAAAUGUAAGACAGAGUUAAAGAACUCUGUCAUGUGCUUUGUGUAAUAUUUUGUCCCUUAUGAAGGACAGUUGGCCUCUGCCAUUUCCCUGAUAACUCGUAGUCGUCAUGUUGACAAAUUUAAGUGCUGAUCCAAAUUUGGAUUACAUUCACAAAACUAAAUUCUCUUGAUUGUAACCUCUUAAGCUAAACAUGGAGGAUUUAGGCUGCAGUUUGUCAAAACAAAAAACUGACACAGUGUUUGACAAAGAUGUCAGCACUCAAAGAAUAAAGAGGAUAAUAAAAAUAGAUGCUAUCACUUAUCUUUAUCAUAUUUAAGAUUCUAAAUUUGAAAUUUAAUUUCUUAAUGUAAUUAAUUUCUUAAGUGACCUUAUUACUAUAAUUUUUUGUCCAUGCACACUGGGCUCAAAAUGAGCUGCUGUGCUUUGUGAUAUUUUAACCAGAUGUUAUUCCCCUACUCCUUCUAUAAUACUUAACAUCCCCUCAUGUUUGUACAUUUUGUACAUAGUUUUCCGGUUGCUGUUUUCAAUUUUUUUUUUUUUUUUCAA
Seriola dumerili (greater amberjack) is the source of this 7189-nucleotide messenger RNA. RefSeq names its product DNA (cytosine-5)-methyltransferase 3A-like. Gene Ontology annotation, cellular component: nucleus; cytoplasm. Gene Ontology annotation, molecular function: methyltransferase activity. NCBI's taxonomy places the organism in Eukaryota, Metazoa, Chordata, Actinopteri, Carangiformes, Carangidae. The transcript is spliced from 23 exons. Gene Ontology annotation, biological process: negative regulation of DNA-templated transcription. The coding region runs from base 214 to 3231 and encodes 1005 amino acids. The record is from RefSeq and is a predicted model, not a curated record.